GCGCUCGUCCAUUUCCGGGUAUGGUCAGCAGACGUCGCCCUCAUUCAUCCGUUGGUAGUAUUGGGGGAGGGGGGAAACUGGCCGGGGAAAUCCCCGUCUCUUUCCGACCUCUUUUCCGUAAAAGCCCGAGAUGCUGUAAGGAAAGGCGUGUUCUUUCGACGAGCGAGAACCGGAAAAAGCCGAGGGUUUCCGAAGAUUCCCGAGGGGGCUUUCCGGAGGUUCCCGAAGGACUUGAGGCUUGGCCGGCGCCGGCGCUCGCUGCGUGAGAGGGAGACGACAACGGCGGCGGGAGGCGAUGAAGAGCGGCCGGGCCCGGAGUUCCUGAGGGGGCCGCGGCGGGCCGGGCCGGGAGUAGUCGAAGCGCCCCACAGGCGUCAUGGCGGCCAAUAUGUACCGGGUGGGCGGUAAGGAAGGAGAGGGGGGCGGGGGGAGAGGCUUUUUUUUUUUUUGCCUGUGGGGGGGAAAAUGGGGGAGGGGCGAGACACGAGGGGAGGAGGGGUUGCUGGCUGGAGGGGGGAAUGUGAGGGGAGAGGCAGGGAACGAAGGGGAAAUUAAUAGGUGAGGGGGGCUAAAGGGGUUCAGCACCAGGGGUUAAAGAUAUAGAGAGGGCUGGUGGGGGAGGGGGGGUCGGGGGUGCAUUGAGGAGUUGGGGGAGGGGACCUUGUCUCACCGAGGAGGUGAGGGGGGCAGGGGGGCUAAAGGGAGGGGGGCUGGACCCAGGAAGUGGGACUAAGUUUAUUUGUACAGUAAUGUGAAAAGGGGGGGGGGGCUUAAAAAAAAAACCACCAUGGGGAGUAUGGUGGAGUUUUGUGUGUGUGUUUAUAAAGUUAGUUGUGGGGGCUGGGUUGUGGAUCAGGGGGGUUGCUGAGAGGAGCAAGGAGGCUGGCUGAACUACCUAGUUUGUGGGGUAAAAGGGUUUGAAGAAAUAAGGGGGAUGCAAAAGAAAUGUGGGGUGUUUGGGUGUGUGUGAAAGGAAUAAGGGGGGGGUAGUUCCAAGCAGUGGGAUGGAGACUUGAAGGGAGGUGGUUUGGUAAAGUGAAAAGGGGUUAGUGAAGGAGGUUGGGGGGUGGGCUGGCUUUAAAUUGGGGUGCUGUGGGGCAAAGGGUGUUCCUAAGGGGCAUGGAGGGGAGUUGUUGAAUAAAAUAGUUUGGGGUGGUUUGAGGUUUGUGAGUAAUACAUGGAGGCACUUGGGUCUAAACAGGUUUGGGAUACUGGGGGCACCAAGAGGGUUUGUUCCAAAUAGUGGGAUAACGUUUGGAAAUAGUUUGUUUUAAGGUAAAUGAGUGGAGGGAGGUUUUUUUUGGAGGGGGCGCUAAUACUGGAAGUGGUAAAAUUAAGAAGUAGCAGGCAUAGUGGUAGUGGUGGGACUUAAAGUGCAUGUGGAGCAGGGUGGCGAAAAAUAGAAAUAUGAAGGUUGGGGAAUAUUAAAGAGGUAUAGGGAGGAAGCUGUUAAGAGGUCUAGUUUGAAGUAGUAGCACAAAGAUUGGAAACCCAAGGGGUUUGUUUGUGUGAAUGCACAUGGAUGUGUGCAUAUUGGAGGUCAGUAUGAAAGAAUAGGUUGGGGUACUGGGGAUAAGAUAUGGGGCUGGGCAGGGGAGUUGGGGGCAUGAAGGAGUUGGUUGGAGGACUCUCCUGAUUAUGUGGUGGAUGGGGCAGGCUUAAGAAUUCAAAGCCUUUGUAAAAAGGUUUAACUUGAGGAGAGGUGGCGGUUUAAGAGUCUGGCCAACCCUUGUUUGAGUUUGGAAUUUGGGUGAAAGAAUUUGCGAGGGGGACACUAAAAGUAUGGUGGGAAACAUAAUUUCCUCUCUCCCCUGCUAAACAGUUGGCUGCAGCAAGUGAGAAGAGGGUGAGCUGUUUUCAGUCUCAGAUGUGGUGGUAGAGAAGUGAGGUCCAAAAGAUUGGGGUGGGUGGGUGAAACAAGACCAGACUGGUGGGAAAUUGGGGGGGUGUUAAGUAUUGGUAGAAAUGUCAAGAUCUGGUUAGUUGUACAGGGAGGUGUGAGGAGGAUGUGGUUGGUUCUGGGAGAGAGUGGGAGCGAAGAAACAGAUGGGGAAGGGCCUAAUACACUUAGGGGCCGCACAACUUAGAAGUUGAGCAAAGGGUCUUGUUGGAUUUCAGCUGGGAGUAGUUAGAAGUCUGGGCCUGUCAGACUGGGGGGCAGGGGAGGCAAGGAGAGUGGUUUGUGCGCGGAGUUAAGAACAGGAUGCUAGAGAGUUGGUUUUAAGAGUCUGCAGUAUGUGAGGUGCUGAAACCUCCAUAGUCAGAAGCAAUAUAGAUGAUGGGGGAAAAACACUGGAGAGCCAUUUCUAUGGUGCCUUCCUUACAGACUUCCGGGAGGCAUCUGCUUGGGGUUUGUGAUGCUGAACUAGGGUUGUAGCCAAUGCUAUUCCUACUCAGAGUAGACCUAUUUAAUUUCAUAGCAGUGACUAACAAAGGUUCAUAUAUUUCAUUGGGUUUGCUCUGAGUACAACUUAGCUGGAAACAACCCAGUGUUUUUCGUCUUUGGUCAAUUUAGAACACUCUACCAAUAUACAGUGGUACCUCAGGUUACAUACGCUUCAGGUUACAUACGCUUCAGGUUACAGACUUCACUAACCCAGAAAUGGUACCUCGGAUUAAGAACUUUGCUUCAGGAUGAGAACAGAAAUUGUGCUCUGGCGGCUCAGCAGCAGCAGGAGGCCCCAUUAGCUAAAGUGGUGCUUAAGGUUAAGAACAGUUUCAGGUUAAGAACGGACCUCCAGAACGAAUUAAGUACUUAACCCGAGGUACCACUGUACCCCCACCCCCUUGCCAUGAUCAGUGCCGCUAGAAUUCCCAGCGUCACAAGGCCAUAGGUCAAUGAUAGAGGGCACAGCUUGCUUGCAGAAGUACCCAGGUUCAAAAAGUUCCGGUAGCGGGGCUAGGAAAGACACAUACACACAGGGCUUUUUUUCAGCUGGAGCUCAUUGGAGCUCAACUCUGGCACGUCUCAGGUGGGUGCCAUUGCCAUUCUAAGAGAACAAGGGAGAAGUUCAUAGUCAGCUCCAGCAACUCUUUUUCUAGAAAAAUAGCACAGCAUAGACACACUCAUGUGUGUGUGUGUGUGUACACACACACAGGAGAGAGAGAGAGAAACAUGCUACUUGCAGUCUGAUUAGAUAAUAAGGGGCUGGAUGGGCAUAUGUUCAACUGUCUCCCUGUCUUUCUUUUCCUUUCACCUUCAAGCUUCUCAUUCUUGCAUUUUAAACCUGCUGCCCUCAUUCCCUCCUACUCUCCUGUUCACAAGCUGUUGGGCCCCUUAGUCACCUCUUCCCACUCUUAUCUAUCUCUUUAACCACCCUGCGGCUCCCUUGGCCUGGAAUAUCCUCCCUCUCCCUGGUGACAAUUCCCCUCUCUUCUAGGCCCCUUCUCUGAAGACUUAACUACUUCAGCCAAAUGGUUGGCUGCCAUCCACCCUUUGCUUGCCCUCCCAUUGUUACCUGAUUCUCUCUCCAAGCCUGACUCCCCCCCCCCCCCCCGCUUCUUAAUUUCUCCACCACCUCCUGUUUAAUGUGGGCUGAAUCUGAGUCACUCAUAUACUGUAUUGCUUAUAGUGGCUAGUACUGGUAGGAAAACAAAGAACUUAUUGGUAGUGGUGGAAAUAGGCCUUGCGGAAGCGCAACAGGCAAAACCAAACCUUUUCUUACAUGUCAGACAAAUGACUGGCAACCACACCUGGGUUGGGGCUUGGGGCUUGGCUACUUUGGAGAUCAGGGAUGAUAUAUAUUUAUAUUGUGUGGCUGGCCGGCCUUCUGCACAAUGGCUUUCACCUUCAGCAUUCCCAUAGUGGUGAUAUUGGCUUGCUUUUAUGUGAUUGUCAUAAAGAUUCAAAUAUAGUUGUGAAACACUUUAGACAGAAUGGUUUCUAGCCUUUCCCUGGCUUUAGCCACUGAUAGGUAUGAUUUGCACCUAACAAAAAACAAACACUCUAUAACUCUGUGUGGAGGCAGCCUGCCUUUUGUAGCAUGUAAGAAAUAUGCAGAUCAGGGAAAUUUGCAUGUAGUGCUUCUGUUAAUGAUGGGGGGGAGCAGGGCACUGAAGCCUCAUUCCCUCAUGAGGGUUGGUGAACCAGUGUCCCUCCAAAAACUGCUGGAUUACAAAAUCCAAUACAGUGGUACCUUGGAACUCAGAUGUAAUCCGUUACAGAAGACUGUUCGACUUUUGAAACGUUUGAGUUCCAAGGAGCCAAAACAUCUGAGAAUGGAGCCAUUCGAGUUCCAAGGUACCACUGUAAUUCUCAGUGACCAACAACAUCAUUGGAGAGCCAAAGGUUCCCAGUCCCUUCCCUAACUAUUAGAAUAGAUGUGAGGAACCUUUAGUCCUCCUGAUGUUGCUGUAUUACAAUGCCUAUGAGCCCCAGCAUGCAUGACCAAUGGCCAGAGAUGAUAGGAGCUGUAGUUCCGCAACGUACAAAGUCCAAAGUUUCACCACACCUCCAUUAGAAAAUUCUGGAUUCUGCAGCUUCAGUAGGCUUUUCCCCCCACCCAGCGCUUUCAGGCUCACCUUUUUAAAGGUUCAAAUUCUGCUUGCUUUAAAAAGUGGGAAAUGAAAGAUGCUUAUGUUGAACUCUUCAUCUUGCUGUCACAUUCCAUGGGGGUACACAGAGCAUAACUGCAGAGAAGUGGGAGGUUCACAGCUCUGAGUGUGGGACUUCUGGUGGAAUGGACAGAGGGUGCUGUGGAGGGUGGGGCUGAGCUGCAGGGUGGCAAGUCUUGAGGCUGGGCCAGAGGGGAGAAGUACUGAAUAGUCUUUGUCCUGGAUAAAAUGGGAUGGGCUGACCUAGAUUAGAUAAAUCUUCAUAUUUUUCCUAAGGCACUUUGAUGGGUUUGAUGGAUAUAGUAUUCCUAUACGCAGUACAGUGGUACCUCAGGUUACAUACGCUUCAGGUUACAUGCACUUCAGGUUACAGACUCCGCUAACCCAGAAAUAGUACCUCGGGUUAAGAACUUUGCUUCAGGAUGAGAACAGAAAUCGUGCUCCGGCGGCGCGGCAGCAGCAGGAGGCCCCAUUAGCUAAAGUGGUGCUUCAGGUUAAGAACAGUUUCAGGUUAAGAACGGACCUCCGGAACAAAUUAAGUACUUAACCCGAGGUACCACUGUAUGUGCUUGAGCAAUGGCUACUAGCUAUGGUGAAUGAACAGAACAUCCAUGUUCAAAGGCAGUCUGCAAGGGAAGGUGGUUGCCUUUGUGACAUGCUUAGAGACUUCUUAGAAGCAUUCUUGUUGACUGCUGUGGGAAAUGGGAUACUUUACGCAAAUGGCCUUUGAAGUAAGCCAGCCAGACUUUUAAUAUAUUCUUGAGGUGUAUCUAUGACAACUCCUGUAGGUGUCAAGAGAAUGGGCUGUAAAUGGGGAAGUCUUUAGUUCAAAUCUCAGCUCGGCCAUGAACUUGACAGGUAGUAUUAAACAAUCUCCCCAGCCUCAGGCCCUUAUCUGUACAGCAUAACAGGGAUAAUAGUCCUUCUGGCCUAUUUUACAGAGGGGCUAUCAGGAUCGGUCCAAUCAGGGACAGACAGAAGGUGAUUGAGACCUCCUGAUCUAUUUCUGGAUGAUUUGCAUAGCUCAGCAAUGAAAUAAUGACAUUUCAUUAUUUACCAAAACCAGCAACAAAAAAAGCUCCCCACCUUCCCUCAAAUAGGUUUCUGAAAUGAGUAAAGCCUGGGGAGAAACCAGGAGCAAAUUUUCAUGUGAAAGGACUUGGAGGAGGUCAUUUCUUACAACUUCCAGGGCUGAGCAUUACCAAUGCCUCCUCCACUGGCAGUGCUUUGCACUUGUUUCUAAUUGGUGGACUUUGAAGGUCUCGUGUAAAUAAAAAAAAGCACAGGUUGCUUGCACAACUUACCUUUGAUGCACAUUCAAAGCACAUACCUCCCCCAAAAAUAAGAAUCCUGUGAGCUGUAGUUUAUCCCUUACAGAGCUACAAUUCCCAGCACCCAUAAUAAAUUGCAGUUAUCAGAAUGUGCUUUAAAGGUAUGGUGUGUACACAGCCACAGUCCUGAAGUGUACCUGCCUUGGGUUAAAUAACAUCCAUGAAGCAUUUAAAGCAGGGUUGGGGAAUCUGUGGCCCUCCAGACUACAGUUCCUACGAUCCCUGACCAUAGGCCAUGCUGGCUAGUGUUGAUGAAAGGUGGAAUCCAGCAACAUCUGGAAGAACACAGAGCACCCUAGGAGGGAAAAACGUUAAACAUCCACUUACAUUGUUGUUUCAGGAGCCAGUGUCUCCUGAGAAUAUGUUCCUGCUUUCCAGCUGCUGCUGCUUCCACUCCCUCAUUGCCUUUUGUUUUGCCCCUCUUACAGAUUAUGUCUACUUUGAGAAUUCCUCUAGUAACCCCUACCUCGUCCGCCGCAUUGAGGAGCUCAACAAGGUAAAGACAGCACUGGUUGCGGGAGGCAGAGAGAUGGGGCAGGGGGGUGCUGGGCCUAUUGUAGCCAGGGAAGCCAGGAUAUUUGGGAGCUGGGGGAACAUGGGGGGUGAAGUAGGAAGCUGCUGGGUGUGGUGAGGCACUUGAAAAGGAUCCCAGUAGUCCCCAUGACUCAGAAGCCAUAAGUUUUGUGGUCUCAGGCCUCUGGAGCUUUCUUCCGCUUGAGGUUACAUAGGCACCAUUCAGGUGCAUGGCAAAUACUUCCUUAUUCAAAUGGGCAUUUUUAAGGUAGUGUUGAUGGUUUAUGGUGAGAUUUCAUUCUCUGUGUUUACUUUUAUGUACUUAGACUGGCUAAUGAUUAAGUGGUAUAGAAAUGCCUUACAUAAAUAAGAACAAGAUCUUGAGGCCACUGUUGCCUGCCCACUAAUAAACAGCAUUGCCCCUCUGCUUCUACCCCCAGACGGCCAAUGGCAAUGUGGAGGCCAAAGUGGUCUGCCUGUUUCGACGGCGUGAUAUAUCCAGUAGCCUCAACAGCCUAGCCGACAGCAAUGCCCGUGAGUAGUAGGGUCCCUGGUGUGCUUUGCAUGUUCUUUGGAGCCAGUAGCUGUGGAGUAUAUUUAGAUUGGGGGCGAGAUGUUGCACUGGGCCUGUUGGGCAGGGUAGCGCGUGGGCCGUGUGUCUGGGAAUGGGCCUUUGGCAGCCUCUCUGGUGACACCAGCUGUGCUGGAGGAGGUUGUGGGGGAGAGGAGAGGCACAGAGGUGGAUAGGGAGCUGUUGCCCUCAGGCUGGAGCAAGAGGAGGAGGGAAUCCACCUAGGAAGAGAAAACAAGAAAGGAGUGUGUGAAAGGCUGCCCUACCCUCUUUCCCAGAGCAGUUGUAUCUGAGAGCCCUGGGAAGCUUCUUUCUAUCCUAGCAGAAGUGGAGACUUAAGCAGAUUGAUUUGGGGGAGGGUGUCUUUAUUUCUCUCCACCUGCUUGCUCACAGAUCCAAAAUACAGAGCAGCAGUUAGUUGCUGGCUGUUUGCAUAAUACAUUGACUCUUUUAAAAACUUUGGCAGGGGUCGGAUAGGAGAAUAAGGUGCAUGUAGGUAGGUUUGGAAACUUUAUGCUUUCUUCCGUUGGAGAGGGGCCUUUAGGGUCUUUGCGGAACUAAAUCCCGGUGGUGAAGGCCAGGAGGUAAUAUCUGCCUCUGACCCUUAUAAAGCCUAGCCUUCUCUGAAUCCUGGCACUGUCGUCAGCUGCUGAAGGGUUAACAGAAGUAGGAUGGGGUGGGAGGAGCUUACAUGACUGCUUAGGGCUUCCUGGCCUCUUGGAGCAGGGGCUGUGACCUUGACUCUGUCCAAUCAGGCCAGAGGAGGAGGAGGAGGAGGAGGGCUGGUUCAAGGCUGCCUCUAAUCCACAGGCCCACCUUUCCUUUGCAGAGGGUUUCCUGAGUCAAAAAGCAGGGGCGGGAGGGGAGGGUGGAGUAAGCAUCCUUCAAGUCCCUCCCUGGGACUCUGCCAAGUUCUGAGAAGCAGAAGGGGGUUGGGAGAACAAUGCGCCUCUUGGUGGACGCUGCUUCUUGGCUGCUUCUGGGAGGGUGGCUGAGUGUGUGUGUGUGUGUGUGUGUGUAGACAGAGAGAGAAACUGACAUGCAGGCACAUGCUGUGUUGCUGGAAAGGGGAGCGGAAAUGACGACCCUUUGACAGCAGCGAGUAGGGCACUGUUGUGUUUUUAAUAAAAAGGGGAAAUUUGGGUUGCUAUCCUAAUCCUGCUUAAUUUGGGAGUAAGCCCCAUUGGAGUCAAUAGACUCCUGAGUAAACAUGGUGGCUAGAUCUAUGCUGGGAAAUGAUCAAAAGGUUGGAGUAUCUGAGGUGCUUUAGUAGUUGGGUUUUUUUGGGGGGGGGGAAUCGAUUGGAUCGGGGGUCAUUAUAGGUGUUACAAUUGGAGGAGGGAAAAUAUUUCUCUCUUUCUCAUAGUACUAGAACUCAGGAACACUCAGUGAAAAUGAGAGGCAGUCGAUUCAGGACAGACAGAAGGCUUUUCACGCAAUGUGUAAUUAAUUAAACGAUGGAAGCCGCUGCCAUAGGAUGUGGUGGUGGACUACAACCAAUGUGGCUUUUAAAAGAGGAUUAGACAACCUUUUUUUUCUUUUUUCUUUUUACCUUGCUCUUCAACCAGAAAAGAUUCCUAGAAUAGCUUAUUAUUGUUUGUCGGAAGGGAGUUUUGUUUUGUUUUAUUAUGUAUUUUGUGUUCUCAUUUUGUAUUUUUAUGUUGUGAACUGCCCUGUGAUGAUGUUCAGUUGUCAGUAAGACAAUCUCUGCCUCCAGGGUAACUAUCUGCAAGAUACGAGAUACAAGGAACAAGGGAUGGGGACUAGCAAGGGGUGGAAAGAAAGCUCAGGCACCAGUUCUUAAACCUGUAGUACUUAAAACAAUCAGCUGGGAUGGAAACCAUGUAGGGUAGCCUGAUGGCAUCCCCCUUGCUAGGUGACUUUGUGGGAGAGCUAAAGGCAGCUGGUUUCUUGGCAGAAGUGCUUCUCUUUUCUCCCUUUGUUCUACAGCCUGGUGGACUCAUAGUGGGAGAAUAGGUGUAUUAACUACCGUAUUUUUCGCUCUGUAGGACGCACUUUUUCCCCUCCAAAAAUUAAGGGGAAAUGUGUGUGCAUCCUAUAGAGCGAAUGCAGGCUGCGCGGCUAAGCCCAAAGCCAGAACAAGGAGACGGAGCGCUGUGGAGCGCUCCAUCUCGCUGUUCUAGCUUGGGGAUGGCUGUGCAAAGCCUCUGCAGGGCAGUGGGGUGCCUGCACCCCGCUGCCCUGUGGAGGCUCCAAAGGCUGUCCCUGGAGCCUUUGGAGCACAGCAGGAACUUGCGCUGCGCUCCAAAGGCUUCAGGGAUCUUUGAGGCUGGCGGUGGGGGAAAGCAGCACUUCCCCCCACCGCCACCCCCACAACCUCGGGGGGCAGCGGGAAGGUGGCUUGCUGCCUUCGCGCUGCUCCCCGACCUGAUCUUUGAGGCUGGCGGUGGGUUUCGGGUUGCCUUCACUGAAGCCCGGAGAGCGAGAGGGGUCAGUGCGCACCAACCCCUCUCGCUCUCCAGGCUUCCAAGGCUUCCUGAAGCCUUCAGAGCGCAGUGGGAACUCCAGAGGCUUUGGGUGAAUGCACCUUGUUUUAGAGGGGGAGAACAAGAAAAAAAAUAAAUUCCUGUUCUCCCCCUCCUAUGGUCUGGUGCAUCCUAUAGAGCGAAAAAUACGGUAAGCAUGAUACUGAGAAUAGAACCUCCAUGUUCAAAGGCAGUAUACAUGUUUGAAUUUAAUUUAUCACCAUUAGAUCCAAGCCUUCCUCCAGUGAGUUCAGGGAGGCAAACCCCAUUUUAAACUCACAACAGUGCUGUGAUUUUAGGCUUUGGGUGUGAAUGUGUGAUGGAACGAGGGGCCACCCAAUGAACUUUGUGACAAGCAAGUAUUAAAACCCACAUUCUCCAAGUCCUAUGUUUUAACUAUUGGCACCCUGGCUCUAAGACAUUAGAGAGAAACAGGAGAAGGGCCAUUGCAUUUCUGCACUGCAUGUGAGUUUCCAUAUAUGUCUAACUGGUUGCCAUUGGAAGCGGAGUGUUGGGUUGGGUGGGCCCUUGAUUUGAUCCAGCAAUCUGGUUUUUAUGUAUUUUGAAAAACCUGAUUUUAGCCUUUUGAGUAGUCUCCAUAUUGAUUUGGGAUGAUUGCUGGCUAAGUCAAAGGAGCCACAUUUUGCAGUUUCUGGGGGAGAUGGAAUUCCUGGAAGAGAACACAGUUACCUUCUGCCUCUUUCACCCCAAAACAGGAGAAUUUGAAGAAGAGUCCAAACAGCCUUCAGUGUCGGAACAGCAGCGGCACCAGCUAAAACACCGGGAACUCUUCCUUUCACGCCAGUUUGAGUCUCUGCCCGCUACCCACAUACGGUGAGGAGAGGCUGGAGACAAUUGUUAUAUAUCACUAUAUUUGUAUAACACUAUUAAUAAUAAAAAUAUAUCAAACAACCAUACACACACAGUUGAGAGAGCUGCUAGGCUAGACGCGGGUUCUGUUUUUCUUUGCAGGGGGAAAUGCAGUGUUACGCUGCUCAACGAGACAGACAUCCUCAGCCAGUACCUGGAUAAAGAGGUGAGGCAGGUUGCGUAAAAAGGAAUGUAUGUGGCUUCUUGCAGAGUCCCAGUGUUCUGGACUUGGGAUAAGAGGGUAUCAUCCCUCAGCUCCAUCAAACAGAAUAGUAGGGAAGGCAUCCCCCCACUUCUGUUCUCUUUAGGCUUUGCAGAAGGAGUGAAGACAUCCUCCUACCACCAGAAACUGAAGAGACUGAAGGUUUUAAGGGUACCUCCUUUUAACUUGCCAUGUCCCCUUUUCCUCCCAGGAUUGUUUUUUCUAUUCGCUGGUCUUUGACCCAGUUCAGAAGACUCUUCUAGCUGACCAGGGUGAAAUCCGGGUUGGCUGCAAGUAUCAGGCAGAGAUCCCAGAGCGGCUGGCGGAAGGUGAGCAAGGAAAAAACAAACAAACACAUCACUUGAUCACUGAGUAAAAAGAAAGAAAGAAAAGUACUUCCCUCGGUUGGUGGGAUCAUGGCGGUCUGUGCAUUGACAACCCCUCUCUCAUACUCCCUCAGGAGAAUCAGACAAUCGAAACCAGCAGAAGAUGGAAAUGAAGGUGUGGGACCCUGACAACCCUCUUACUGACCGGCAGAUUGACCAGUUCCUUGUGGUGGCUCGGUGAGAUCCGGCUGGGGGGUGUUGUGGCUUCUCUUGCCAGUCUAGCUCCAGCUCCUGCGGGUCAUUAACCCUCCCUUUUCUUCCUUCAAUGCCAGGGCUGUUGGCACCUUCGCUCGCGCCCUUGACUGCAGCAGUUCCAUCCGGCAGCCCAGCCUUCACAUGAGCGCGGCUGCCGCUUCCCGUGACAUCACGCUGGUGAGGGGGCGAGGAGGGAGAGAAGGGCAAUAGCUGUGGGUGGGGCAUGACAGGUGGGGCAGGGCUGUAUAUUAUGUAUAGGUAAAAAAACUGCACCCAAGCCCUAGGUCGGGAAGAGCCAAGGGUUGAAUCCAGUGUCAGUUCUACUCCAAUCCAUGGAAGUUACUAGGCAUUACUAACUUGGAUCCAUCAAUUACAGUAGGUCUGCUCUGUUGGAUACAACCCCGAGAUUUGCAAAAUGCUAAUUUAAAACCAUGCCAAUUCACUUAUUUUCACAAAACUGUCUGUUAAACAAAAAACAAAACAGCUUGGUAUAAUUUAUUCAGUUAAGACAGGUGAGAGACAAGGAAGUCUUCUACUGACAUUUGGAUCCAUAUUCAAACAUCCCUCUAGCAUUGUUUUCAAGCCUGUGUUUGCAACCAUAAGGACUAGGGGCUCAAUUCAAACACCACACAAAACCAUAUGUUAACCAUAGUUUACCACUAGAACCAACUGGUCUUUGAGCUUCCUUAUUUAGAAGGAGCAAGCCAUGGUUGUGAGGCUGCUUUUCUGCUCCCUUGCCCCAGCCCCAAUCUGCUCAGCAGUCUGCAGAGGCCUCCAGAGGCAGAGCAAUGGCUACAACUCAGAUUUGUUGAUUCAGAUAUGGCACCAAACUAUAGCACAAUCUGCUUACCAAACCAUGGUCUGGUUUGCUAGCCGAUUGCAAAUCAUGGUUUCUCAAUUCAAACUUUGCGUCCAACCAUUACAGCUAAGCUUCCUUGAGCUGAUGUGAGGGUCUGAGAUUCUGAGGAAACCUAAGUUCUGACCCCGUACUACAUUCAGCAGACUUUACAAUCCCAAGUUGCACAAUUGCCUCCUGUUCUCUAUCUUUUCUGUCCCCUUCUGUCUUGGCAGUUCCAUGCAAUGGAUACAUUGCAGCGGAAUGGCUACGACCUGGCCAAGGCUAUGUCAACACUGGUGCCCCAAGGAGGCCCCGUGCUGUGCAGGGACGAGAUGGAGGAGUGGUCGGCUUCCGAAGCAAUGCUCUUUGAGGAGGCCCUGGAGAAAUAUGGCAAAGAUUUCAAUGACAUCCGGCAGGACUUUGUGAGUUGGGGCCAUGAGUUGGGUGGAAAAUAAUGGUCAGAGUCUCCUGUGGCUCUACUUUUUACCCCCUCCCUUUCCGUUUCCCCCAAAACUGGGAAGGGUGUCUUCUCCCCUACUCUUGCAAAAGGGACAUAAUCAUUUCUCCUCCUGAUAAGCAGACAGACCCAGUUUCUAAUUUGCCCCAGAACUCAGUCUUUGGGAUGCUUGUAAAACUGGUAUUGUGUACAGAAGUGGUUUUCAACUGAUGUGCCGUGGCACCCUGAGAUGCCUUACUGUGAAAUAGUAAGAAAUACUGCAAAAAAGAGAGUAAGAGGAAAAGGAGUGGGGAAAGGCAAAAUCAUGUUUAGAAAUGCGUCAAUAAAUAGAAAUUUUUCGAAAGAUUGACAGAGAAACUGAGGGAAGUCAAAAAUUGAAGCAUGAGUGUAAAAUAAUUUGUUGAAUGUACAAAAGUUGUUUGGAAAAUGAAUAAAAAUUAUUUAAAAAAGAAAAGAAAAAAGAGAUGUCUUGGAUGAUGGUUUGGGAAGCCAUGGGCAGCGCCAGCCUCUGUCCCUUCUCCUUUCCUACCUCCUUUUAAUAGAUAGAUUAGAUUGCGUGUAUAAGAUUGAUAGAAAUGGCCACGCGUGGCAGAAGCAAGGAUAGCAAUACCUACAAAGCGCACCUCACAGGAAAUGUAGUUCCCAAGCCCUGCCUCCACCUUGGAGGGGGCUACACUGCCCGCAGGCAGGCUGAAGGGGAGCCGCAGAAAGAAUGUAGUUGGUCAAGGGAGCUGUGGACUCCGAAAGGUUGAAAACCUGGUGUGCAGAGUUCCUUCUCUUCCAGAUUCCAACUGCUUCCCUAGCUGUAGUUUGUCCCCACCAACUGGAGGGCUGCCCAGGGUCAAAUGCCGGCUCCCCCCCCCCCCCCGCAAACUGGUGGUUCAGGCCAGUAACUGUGCGUUCCCUUGAAGUCUUGUCUCUCUUGCAGCUCCCGUGGAAGUCCCUUGCCAGCAUUGUGCAGUUCUACUACAUGUGGAAAACCACGGACCGAUACAUCCAGCAAGUGGGUGAACUGAUUUCUGCAGAGCUUUUGGGGUUUGGCAGCGAGGGGGGAAGGGACCAUGGCUGGGGUGGGAGAGUCCCGUUCCUUGCCCAGAGGCUGCACCUGCCUGUGGACUCCCCCCCAACCAAGUGGCCUUGAUAACGUGACACUCAAGCAGAGACCCUGUGAAAGUCUUGACCUUCUCACGUUCUCCUUUUCCUUACAGAAAAGGUUGAAAGCAGCGGAAGCUGACAGCAAGCUGAAGCAGGUGUACAUCCCCACCUAGUGAGUAUUCCCCAUCCACCUCAGGGACCAGCAGGGACAGAUGCGUCCAGAGUUCAGCCUGGCCUCUUUAACAGCAUUUGUCUUCUUCCCCCAUCCCUUCCACACCACCCAGCACAAAACCCAAUCCAAACCAAAUCAUCUCUGUGGGCUCCAAGCCUGGCAUGAACGGGGCUGGCUUCCAGAAGGGGCUGACCUGCGAGAGCUGUCACAGUGAGUACCUGCCGGGGGGCAUUGUAUCUCUGAGGACAGGGAAAUGGCACAAGCACAGUGCAAAUUGGUUUCUGUUCAUCAGUGGUGACUCUGACAACAGCGUUGCAGUGUUUCACCCAGCGUGGGUGGGCUCCGUGUUGGUUCACCCACCUGAGUUAUUUGCCUCCUAACCUGGGGGGGGGGAGAGGAUCUAGGGUUUCACCUGUCCAAGUCGAUGACCCCUCUGCCUCCCUUUUGCCCCACAGCCACCCAGUCAGCACAGUGGUAUGCUUGGGGUCCCCCCAACAUGCAGUGCCGCCUGUGUGCCUCCUGUUGGAUCUACUGGAAGAAAUACGGGGGCCUGAAGACCCCGACACAGCUCGAGGGAGCAGCCCGCAGUGUCACGGUAAAGCCUGCUCUAGUAUCGCUAGUCCCUGAUUUGAACCCGAAGUAUAACAUUUGCUGUCUUCACCGAAGCCUCUAAAAUUGCUAUAUUCUUCUGGGUUCUACCUGUAAUGGCUACUAGCAGCAGCAAAUUCAACAGUGAAGGGGACUUUGCUCAGAGGAUUUCCUGGCCACAUCGUUCUUAUCUCUCCAUGAAAGCAGCUUUGCCCAGGAACAAAUGGUUAGCUUUUUAGAUUUUGAUACCACAUUGGCAGGUGGUACAGUGCUGGCCUCUUUUUGUUAUGUUGUCAUUGACAUAGCUGGCAUCUUGCCACAUGCUGGUUCUUUCCUAUUCCCUUUACUUUGGGGGGGGGUCAUUCACUUUGCAAGCUGAGCGGGGAUCUCACUGUAUUGCCCCCUUCUCCCGUUUUCCAGGAGCCACACUCCCGGGGCCACAUGUCUCGGCCAGAAGCCCAGAGCCUCUCUCCCUACACGACCAGCGCCAACCGGGCCAAGCUUCUAGCCAAGAACCGGCAGACCUUCCUGCUGCAGACCACCAAGCUGACCCGCAUUGCACGCCGCAUGUGCCGGGACAUCCUGCAGCCGCGUCGGGCUGCCCGUCGUCCAUACGCACCCAUCAACGCCAAUGCCAUCAAGGCAGAGUGUAUGUUUUGUGUGUGUGGUGGAGAAGGGCUGCUUGGAACAACGGAGGAGCUGGCGGAUCUCAUUCCUGUUGUUUGCUCUCCCCUCCAGGCUCUAUCCGGCUUCCCAAGGCCGCAAAAACGCCUCUCAAAAUUCACCCUCUGGUGCGGCUUCCGCUGGCUACCAUUGUCAAGGAGCUAGGUAAGGAGACUGGGGUCGGGCUUAUGUCUCACAUCUCUUGACGUUGGCCUGAUCUCCAAAUCACAAUUAUUGCCACAGGUUUGUGCACUCCUUUCUCAUGUAUGAAUUCCCCUCUCCCUUCUAUGGUUUUGCUGUGAUGUUCAAAUCAAGCAAAAAUAUGACUGGGAUUAACUGGGAUUUCCUCCAAACCAUGAUUUGCAGACAAUCCUGACUUCCUGUGAAUUCCAAAUCAUGGGACAUAAGAAGGAAUUGCGCACCCCCCCCACCAACCAGUCCACAACCCAUUUGAAGAUUGUGUCCCUCAAUAUCGGUUGCUGGGAAUUGCAAGUGGGGAGAGUUGCUAUUGCACUCAGCUUCCGCUUGUGGGCUUCCUUAUGGGCAUCUGGUUGCCCACUGUAAAAGCAGGAUGCUGGACUAAAUGGGCCAUUGGCCUGAUCCAGCAACCAGGCUCUUAGGUUCUUAUGGUGUCAGUCUGGUGUCUUGGUAUAGGGGAGAGAGGAAGCUUUGGCCCAAACAAGCUAGUUUCUCCUUCCAAAAACAUCAGAUGUUUAUAAGAAAACAUAUCUCCCAAAAAUGGGAAGCAAGACCACUAGGGGAAAGCCUGUGUUUCUCUUCAGCAGUUGCCCACCUAAGACAAUGCUCUUGUUCUUCCAGCUGCACAGGCUCCCCUGAAACCAAAAACCCCCCGAGGCACCAAGACGCCCAUCAACAGAAACCAGCUGACCCCGAACCGAGGCCUGGCUGGCAUCGUGGGCAAGCGGGCGUACGAGAGUGUGAGUGCCGCUGGGCUCUGGAAGGUGGGCAUCGAAGGGCGGCGGUAGCAUUUGGGUGUGAUUGAGUGUGAUGUUAUGGAGACCUUGGGCAGGGAGAAGGGGUGUAAUAGCAGCAGGCAUAGUAGAGAGUGUCAAAGGAUUGUAUCCGAUGUUAACCCCACUCAGAGUGCACCUGUUUACAGUGGUGCCUUGCAAGACAAAAUUAAUCCGUUCCGCGAGUCUCUUCGUCUUGCGGUUUUUUCGUCUUGCGAAGCACGGCUAUUAGCGGCUUAGCGGCUAUUAACGGCUUAGCGGCUUUAAGAAAAAGGAAACAAACUCGCAAGAACUGUCUUGCGAAGCAAGCCCAUAGGGAAAUUCGUCUUGCGGAACGACUCAAAAAACGCAAAACCCUUUCGUCUAGCGAGUUUUUCGUCUUGCGAGGCAUUCGUCUUGCGGGGCACCACUGUAAAUGAAUGAACACAACCAAAUUGGUUCCAUUGAAAUCAGUGAGCCUUCUCUAAGUGGAGCUUGGGUGGGUACCACCUUACAGUUCUGAAAGUUUAUUUUGUGUGCUUGAGGGAGGGGAAGACCCAGACAUUUGAAACCCUAAAAGGGGCAGAAAAGGUAAAUAAUAUUUUUAAAAAACAAACUGCAAAAUGGUUAGUGUUCACUGUGGCUGAUGCUACUUAAAUUUCCCAUAACUCCUUUUUCUUUUUCUCUUUGGGAGAGUAGGAAUUUAUUGUUUCUGGGGGGAGGUCUUUGUUCUUUCUGGGCCUACAGCACGUGCUCUCUCUCUCUCUCUCUCUCUCUCUCUUUCUCUCUCUGUAAGUUCCUCUCUGCAGUUGGUGGGGAGGAUGGGUAGCCAGUUUCCCCCAGCCAGGCAGCAUAAGACUCCCCCUCCCAUUUCGGGGCAGGGUGAGACUGACUCAGGAUGGCGGGGGAGGGCGGGAGCCAGCAAGAGGUGGACACUGCCUUUGGGGUUUCCUCUCGCUGAUAGCUCUAUGUGCGACUGGGUGCAGGUGGCAGGGGGCGGGCUCCCCUUCUCGGCCAACGGGCGGCCCAUGACUUCCGGAAUGAGGUCGAGCACUCAGCCUGCCAUCAAGCGUCAGAAGCUGAACCCGGCCGACGCCCCCAACCCAGUCGUUUUUGUGGCUACCAAGGACACCAGGUACUGGGGAAGGGAUUUAAAACCAAAAAAAAUGCAGUUGGGGUGAGCAGGAAGGCGAUGGAAAGGGUGGCGCAGUGGGCAGGGUGUUUAGCUUAUCCCUUCUCUGGCACAGGGUUGGUACUGGCCUCUUCUGUUCAGGGCUCCUGUCUCAGAUAUGGAGUUGUGUGCCAGUUUUCUUAUCAGGAGCAAACAAAUUAAAAAUGGAAUUCCCUUCCCUCCCCGCAAGUCCUGACAGCUAUUGCUGUGUGCUCCAUAAUGUCCUUGGGACAUUUACCCAUUUAACCACCCCUCUUUUCUGCAAGAACUCUGGGCGCAGAGAGAUGCUCCACUCUUCCAGACGGUCAAGGGCCCUAGGGCAAGAGGUAGCAACCCAGCCUGUAAUUCACCUGGGAAAUUUUAGUCAGGUUGUUGCACAAUAGUGGAUUCUCUCUCUCCUCCACCUUUCUGCCACAAACAGGGUGUGAUUAACGUGCAAAGAAAUGUAGAUUUUACUUGAUUUGUUUGUUACGUAUUUUUGGGUUUUCAUUAAAUUCUGGAGAUUUUAGAUAAGAGUGUCAGGUUCCAAAAGCUCAGAAGGAAAUAUGCACGAGGCCCCAGUGUGUGCUUCUGUUGUUCCCCAUUGCACCAGCAAGGUCUAGAAAAUGGCCCUUCUACGUUUUAAAAUGGAUGCAAAGAAGUUCAGAAACCCAGGCAUGUGGAACUAUGUCCCUCCUAGCCAUCAUACACAGCUUCUGUCACAGAAGCAACCACCUAUGCCUCAUAAUUGUUUGUGCCCAAGGCACAAUCUUUCCCCUUUUUUUUAAGGUUUUAUUUUCAGAAAUGGCAGAUGCUACAAGUUGUGUAGCUUUGGCACUGGCAACAAGGUUUUAUAAACCCUGUCCGAUGCUGUUUAGAGACAAUCCCAAUCUCAGGCCAGAGCUGCAGUUGGAGGGAAAGGGAGUUUAAAAAAUACAAGCCGCAGUAGGUGCUGGGAUGGGUUGAAAUAAAAUAUUGUUUAUGGGCCCCACAAAAACUGGGCCGGCCAGGUGUAGGGGUUGAUUCUGGCGCUGCCCUGCCAGGCUGCUCACUGCAUCUUCCAUCACCUUCUGAGGCGCUGCAUGCACCACGCGGCCUGUCCUCUUUGGUUAGGCUCUGCGGUGUUUGUGCCCCUGACGCCCUGCGCCUCUUUUGCUUUCCUUCCCCCAGGGCGCUCCGCAAGGCCCUGAGCCACUUGGAGAUGCGCCGUGCCGCCCGCCGGCCCAACCUGCCGCUCAAGGUGAAGUCGGUGCUGCCCCUCCGGCCUGUGGCGGCUCCUCUGGUACCCGUACCCCCAGCCCAUCCUGCCAGCACCAGCGAACCCAUCAUCCUGGAAGACUGAGUGCUGUCGCUUCUCUGGCGCCCCCUCUAGGAUCCUUGUAGCCAUCUCACCCGACACCAACACCCCUUUCCCGCCUCCAAGGCCUGUCUGGCAGAGAGAACUUCAGAGCUCCAGUUGCCAAGCGUUUGCUGGGAUUGGGCAGGCGGGAGGGGGACAUCUCUUUCCCUCCCCUCCCCCCCCCGCAAAGUUGGAUACUGGACACCCUUCAUUUCCCCCUUUUUAUAUAUAUAUAUGUAUUUUUUAAUUUCCACGUUUUCCCUUCCUUUUUUUACCCUCCCCUAACAAUUCAGACUUGCGCACAAAGCUGGCCACUUCCCUCCCCUCCCCAUGGCAGCACUGUAAAUGCAAGUUGUGCCCUCUUCUGUGUGUGUGUGUUUGGGGGUCAGGGUGGAGAAGACUGUAGGGAUGGCAUGGACUUGGGGAAAUACAGAACCCCUUUCAGAGUGACUUCCAUUCCACCCCUGCAGCUGUUUUUCCUCCUUCUUUUUUUUUGUCUCUAUGUCUCCCCCCCCCCCUUCUUUUUUUUUAAAAGUUGCCCUCUGGUCCCAAAUACCCAUGUAUCUGGGAAAAGAGGGGCAGCCCCAGCUGUCUGUAAACAUGGCUACCCUUGCCCCUCCCCUCAAGCCUUUGACAAGCCCAUUUUUUGUACAUGGUUUGGAGAGGAAAAAAAGUCAGGUUUUUUUAAGUCAACCUCUUACUGGUUCUUAUAGCAACAAAAUAAAUAAAUGCUGUUUUCUUCACACCU
Molecule: messenger RNA, 19108 nt
Organism: Podarcis lilfordi (Lilford's wall lizard)
Lineage: Eukaryota; Metazoa; Chordata; Lepidosauria; Squamata; Lacertidae
Source: the annotation of a GenBank genome assembly